CCCGGCGUGCUCCGCGGCCGCUUGGCUCACACCGGCCCUUUGACAGGUGGGAGCGCGCCGAGAUGGCGGCGGCCGGCGCUGGGGCAACUCGGCUGCUUCUGCUCUUGUUGAUGGCGGCAGCAGCCCCCAGCCGGGCCCGGGGCAGCGGCUGUCGGGCCGGGACCGCGGCACGGGGGGCUGGUGCAGAAGGCCGAGAAGGUGAGGGCUGCGGCACGGUGGGGAUGCUGCUGGAGCACUCCUUUGAGAUGGAUGACGCCGUGCACUUCCGGAAGCGCGGCUCCCUGCUCUGGAACCAGCAGGACGGCACCCUGUCCCUGUCGCAGCGGCAGCUCAGCGAGGAGGAGCGAGGCCGCCUCCGGGAUGUGGCAGCCCUGAAUGGCCUCUACCGGGUUCGGGUCCCACGGCGGCCCGGGGCCCCUGAGGGCCCAGAAGCUGGUGGCUACGUUUCCUCUUUUGUGCCCGCGUGCUCCCUGGUGGAGUCGCACCUCUCGGACCAGCUGACCCUGCACCUGGACGUGGCCGGCAACGUGGUGGGCGUGUCAGUGGUGACGCAGCCCGGGGGCUGCCGUGGCCACGAGGUGGAGGACGUGGACCUGGAGCUGUUCAACACCACGGUGCAGCUGCAGCCGCCCACCACCGCGCCGGGCCCCGAGACAGCAGCCUUCAUUGAGCGCCUGGAGAUGGAGCAGGCCCAGAAGGCCAAGAACCCCCAGGAGCAGAAGUCUUUUUUUGCUAAAUAUUGGCACCUCAUCCUGGGGGGGGCCGUGUUGCUCACAGCCCUGCGUCCUGCUGCCCCGGGGCCCGCGCCGCCACCGCAGGAGGCCUGAUGGAUGUACAUCAUUCCCGUCGUGCUGUUCCUCAUGAUGUCGGGAGCGCCGGACGCCGGGGGCCAGGGUGGGGCUGGGGGUGGAGGGGGCGGUGGAGGCAGCGGUCGGUGAGGGGCUGGGCCGCCCUGUGUCAACACCCUGUCCCCUCCC
Messenger RNA from Orycteropus afer afer, 977 nucleotides. It is a transcript of the gene EMC10, whose product is annotated as ER membrane protein complex subunit 10. The record is from RefSeq and is a predicted model, not a curated record. NCBI's taxonomy places the organism in Eukaryota, Metazoa, Chordata, Mammalia, Tubulidentata, Orycteropodidae. Gene Ontology annotation, cellular component: EMC complex.